Molecule: messenger RNA, 273 nt
Organism: Serpula lacrymans var. lacrymans S7.9
Lineage: Eukaryota; Fungi; Basidiomycota; Agaricomycetes; Boletales; Serpulaceae
Exons: 2
Coding region: 1-273 (90 amino acids)
Source: RefSeq, a predicted model, not a curated record
AUGCUUCCUCGGUUCAAGGACCAAAUCAGCAAUGCAACACUAACAGAAGAUGAAAUUGAGGUAUACAGUGAGCUUGUUCAGAAAGGCUGUUCUGGAGCUCAAUCUGAUGAUACCAAGACCCUCAAAGGUGCGGUAAUUGAUUGGAUAACACCAAAUGGUCAGUCAAUUGACCGCCCUCUCCAUUGCAAUAUCAAGACUACUCAAGGUUUCAAUCAUCCACGCACCGACCAAUUGCUUUGCCCUGCAGGCCUUGACUGGGACAAUACAGAGUGA